CCUCCAGACCUCAUCUACAACGUCUAUGAGAAGCUCAAGGGAAAGACGACUGCCACAACCGAGGGAGCAUCGUCGGCCAAAGAGGCUCGACCAGCAACGCCGCAGACACCUGCCGCCGGUUCAGGACCGGGCGGGCCCAACAAGGAUGAAGCAGAGAGGCUCAAGGGUCUGGGCAACGAGGCGAUGAAGAAGAAGGACUAUGAUGCUGCCGUCAAGCACUACACUGCUGCCCUCGAGGUCGUUCCGCUCAACCCCAUCUACCUAUCGAACCGCGCCGCCGCAUACUCAGGUCAGGGCAAGCACGAGCUAGCAAAGGAGGAUGCUGAGAUGGCAGUUGCUGCUGACCCCAACUACUCCAAGGCCUGGUCGCGUCUAGGCCUUGCAAAGUACGUUCUUGGCGAUGCAAAGGGCGCCAUGGAGGCAUACAAGUCUGGCAUGGACGCAGAGGGUGGCGGCUCAGAAGUCAUGCGCAAGGGCUACGAGACAGCCAAGAAGAAGGUCGAAGAGGAGGGCGGAGAUGUCGGCGCGCCUGAAGCUUCUCGAGGCGCCCCUGGCGGUAUGGGUGGUGGAAUGCCUGAUCUCUCAGCACUCGCUGGCAUGCUCGGUGGAGGCGGCGGCGGUGGUGGCGGAGGAAUGCCUGAUCUCGCUGGUCUGAUGCAGAACCCCAUGAUGAGGCAAAUGGCACAGAACCUCAUGAGCAACCCAGAUAUGAUGAGCAACCUCAUGAACAACCCCAGGAUAGCGGAGAUGGCUCAACAGUUCGGUGGAGGAGGUCGAGGUGGAGGAGGAGGCGGCGGCGGUGGUGGCGGUAUGCCCAACAUGCAGGAUCUCAUGAACGACCCCAACCUGGCCGAGAUGGCCCGUAGCUUCAUGGGAGGCGGAGGCGCUGGAGCUGGCCGUGGAGCUGGUCAAUAAGAUGAUACGAAUCGACUGUAACGACUAGAUCGCUAGCGUAAGUAGUGGUCUGUCAAGAAGCAGUCUUCACGAUUAAAAUUAUGAUACCAUGUACAAAUCCGUUUUGUGUUCAUGAAGAUCCCGUCUUGGAAUCAAUGACUAUCAUGCACGUCGCGGGAUAUUU
Molecule: messenger RNA, 1078 nt
Organism: Alternaria alternata
Lineage: Eukaryota; Fungi; Ascomycota; Dothideomycetes; Pleosporales; Pleosporaceae
Product: TPR-like protein
Exons: 3
Coding region: 184-915 (243 amino acids)
Biological process (GO): post-translational protein targeting to endoplasmic reticulum membrane
Cellular component (GO): membrane; TRC complex
Molecular function (GO): molecular adaptor activity; protein binding
Source: RefSeq, a predicted model, not a curated record